Messenger RNA from Cynara cardunculus var. scolymus (artichoke), 1870 nucleotides. RefSeq lists its product as uncharacterized. The coding region runs from base 1 to 1770 and encodes 589 amino acids. The record is from RefSeq and is a predicted model, not a curated record. The transcript has a single exon. Lineage: Eukaryota; Viridiplantae; Streptophyta; Magnoliopsida; Asterales; Asteraceae.
AUGCUUCCUCACAACCCUUCCUUCUUUAAAACCCUAAACCCCUACUUCUCCACCUUCACAAAACCUUAUCCCCUACCCACCAAAUUCUCGAACCCACUCUACAAAACCCUAAUCCCAUUUCACUCCUCGCCUCAAAUCUCAUCACUCAAGUGUUUGUUUCAACCAAAACCAAACAAUGCGUCUUGCACACCAGAUGUUCGAUCAUAUGCCGGCCGUAGCAAGAAACAGCCAGGAGGAACCUCCACCGGCCGUAUCGAAGGGAAUGCUGAGUUACGUAGAGAAGCGAAGCGAAAUGCUCGACGGAAGAGCAAAAAGCUCGCCGAAAACCUCUUUUAUAGGCUCAAGAAUCCUCAUGGAAAUUACCCUAAUAAUUUCUCUGAAGAGGAGUUGCAGAUGAUUGGUUUGGGGUACGAUCGAAUGGUUCAGUUUAUGGAGAAAGAUGAUCCAAAUCUUAAACACCCAUAUGAUUGGUACAAGUACGGUGAAUUUGGGCCGUAUUCGUGGCGUGGUGUGGUUCUCGGAGAGCCGAUUCGUGGCCGGUUUUCGGACGAAAACGUGACCUUGAUUGGUGAAGUUAGGGAUCAAGAAGAGUGGGAAAAGAUUGAACAGUUCGAAAUGAGUCAAGAUUUCGGGCAGAGAAUGGAAUCAAUGGAUCGAAACGUUGGAUUCCGAUACUUUUGGGUGUUCGUUCGGCAUCCGAAGUGGCGAGUUUCAGAGCUGCCAUGGGAGCAAUGGACUCUUGUUAGUGAAGUUGUGGUUGAAUCUGGAAAACAGAGGUUAGAUAAGUGGAAUCUAAUGGGUAGGCUUGGGAAUCAAACAAGAUCUUUGAUCACGAAAUGUGCAGCAUGGAUGAGACCCGAUAUUAUAUACGUAAAGAGACCGGUUUAUCAAUGUCGAUUCGAGCCCCAAGAUGAGUUCUUUAAGGCGAUGGUACCGCUUCUUGAUCCUGCAAGUGAGCAAGAUUUUAUGUGCGAGUUAGAAAGCGAUGAUGGCGGGGUGGAAAUGUGUACGUAUUUUGGUGGGUUAUGCAAGAUUUUGAGGGUAAACCCAAAAGCCUUUGUGGAUGAUGUGGUUAAGGCGUUUGAGAAAGCGAGCGAUGAGAAGAAGUCAAAGUGUUUGGAGUUUGUACUCGGGAAUCAUCCGAUUGAGUUGCUUCAUCCGUAUACUAAAGAAUGGAAAGCUAAGCUGGAAGAUAUGGAGUUGGGUUGUGAUGCCCCGGAUGAGAUCGAUGAUGGUGGUUCAAAAACCGAAGUUUUGGAUUGGAUUGAAGACGAUGAUGAUGAUGAGGAUGAAGAUGAUAUAGUGGUGGAUGCUGAGCUUAGUGAGGUCGAAGAUGAUGAUGAUGAUGGUGAUGAUGAUGAUGAUGAUGGGUCGGGUUUGGAAGAAGAUGAGAAGUAUUGGGAAGGGGAGUUCGAGAAGGCGGUGAAUAAAAACGAAGAAAUGGAGGUAAUGGCGAGGCGAAGUGUUCAAAUGACGACAAAGUUGUAUGAGAAGCAAUCGCGGGUGAUGGAAGAGAAGGAACGGAAGGUGAAGGAAGAAAACGAGAACGAUGAUCGUGAAUUGCGUGGUCGAGCCAAGAUAAGUCCGGAGGAAUGGGAGAAAUUGGGGUACGGUCCGCGGAUGAAGAAGAUCAAGAAGAGUCGGAUUCCACCGGGCCAGUUUUUACGAGCCGCGGUGAGACCCUUUCGGUAUAAAAAUCUAGUGAAGGAGAUCGUGUUAACGAGACACGCGAUCGUAGAAGGCGAGAUUGGUGGCGACAAGAAGAAAUGAAAUCUGAAAUCUUGAAAUAGUUUGCGAAUGGUGUAUUUUAUGGGAGUAUCCCGUGAUUGUGAUCUUGUUAUACAUGUUUUAAUUUAAUUAUAUUGUUUAU